Messenger RNA from Anastrepha ludens (Mexican fruit fly), 3317 nucleotides. RefSeq lists its product as uncharacterized. Bases 155 to 3217 code for a protein of 1020 amino acids. The transcript has 4 exons. Lineage: Eukaryota; Metazoa; Arthropoda; Insecta; Diptera; Tephritidae. Gene Ontology annotation, molecular function: heme binding; oxidoreductase activity, acting on paired donors, with incorporation or reduction of molecular oxygen; monooxygenase activity. The record is from RefSeq and is a predicted model, not a curated record.
CGCUAAGUCACUUGCUUAAAUAAAAGCUCACGAAUUCGGCAGUUAAAUAUCACAUUACCGCAUAAAGACUUCUUCAGUUCUAAUUCAAAUGUUCAUUAGUUGAGUUGAUUUGCCGUUUUCAACUUUUUUGCCAAAAACAAAAUCAAAAACAAAAAUGAGUGUGUUCCUCGCUAUGCUAAUCCUCAGCAUUACACUGCUGGUAGUUUUCCUCAAGUUUCGUCAUGGCUACUGGCGUCGUCGUCAUAUACCGCAUAAUGAGCCAACCUUUCCAAUGGGUGAUUUCCAAGAAUGGCGCAAAACAAAAUCGUUUGUGGAAAUUUUUGUGCCAAUCUAUCGGAAAUUCAAGGGCACUGCUCCCUUUGCCGGCUUCUUCCUAGUAUUCAGGCCAAUCGCUCUUAUAUUGGAUAUUGAAUUGGUGAAAAAUAUACUCAUCAAAGACUUUAAUAACUUUCGCGAUCGCGGACUCUUUUACAAUGAGAAGAAUGAUCCGCUGACGGGCCAUCUUUUCGCCUUGGACGGCGCAAAAUGGCGCAAUUUGCGUCAAAAACUCUCAUCGACUUUCACCUCUGGUAAGAUGAAAUAUAUGUAUCCCACCAUCAUCAAAGUGGCAGAAGAAUUUCUCAAGGUUGUGGAAGAAAAGCAAGCAACAGCUACUGAUGGCGUAGUAGAAAUGUAUGAUUUGCUGUCACGUUUCACUGCCGACGUGAUUGGCACAUGUGCUUUUGGCAUCGAGUGCAAUAGUCUGCGCAAUCCGAAAGCCGAUUUCGUGGUAAUGGGUCAAAGGGCGAUCGUCGAAAAUCGGCACGUAAAAUUCAUAGACACCUUAAUAGAGGCUGCUCCCAAGCUGGCACGUGCGCUAGGCAUGCGUAAGUUGCCACAGGAAGUGCAUGACUUCUAUAUGGGCAUAGUGCAUGAUACCGUCGCAUACAGAGAAAAAAAUCAAGUGACGCGUAAUGACUUAAUGCAACUUCUAAUGGAACUGAAAAGUAAAGGCCCAAAGGAUGGUGGACUAACAGUGAACGAGAUUGCCGCACAAGCUUUUGUUUUCCUCUUCGCGGGCUAUGAGACCAGCUCGUCUACUAUGAGUUUCGCACUCUAUGAAUUGGCCAAGCAGCCAGACAUACAGGACAGAUUGCGCACAGAGAUCAAUGAGGUGCUUGAGCGGCACAACAACGCCUUCACCUAUGAAGCAAUGCUGGAUAUGCACUAUCUGGAUCAGGUAUUCUCGGAGACUUUGCGGAAGUAUCCAAUAGCGCCACAUCUGACACGCCAGGCUCAAGCCGAUUAUAAAACUAACGAUCCACGCUACACAAUCGAAAAGGGCACAAUGGUCCUCAUACCUACUUACGCUAUACACUAUGACCCUGAGUACUAUCCCGAUCCAGAGAAAUUCGAUCCUGAACGUUUUUCUGAUGCGGAAAUAAAGAAACGUCCAGCCUGUACCUGGCUGCCGUUCGGCGAUGGACCACGAAAUUGCAUUGGUUUACGUUUUGGCAAAAUGCAGGGAUUCAUUGGGCUCACCUAUUUACUGAAGAACUUCAAGUUUACAGUUUGUAAAGAAACUGACGAAAAGUUGCACUAUAUGAAGGAGAAAAUUCUUCUGCACUCAUUGAAUGGCGUAAAAUUACGUGUCGAUCGUUUAAACCAACGGCCUAUGAUGCUUAGAAUGCUUCUGCUUCUGAUACUCAUUUGCGUCGCGUUAACGCUCGUAAUGACUGCGCUCCAAUGGCACUACACUUAUUGGCAGCGCCGUGGUGUGCCUCAGGUGUCGCCUCGUUAUUUGGUAGGGAAGAUUCAGCGCGCCACUGGCGGCCAAGUGCAGCUGCGUCACUUCAAUCAGCGUCUCUACGGAGUGUACAAAAAUAGUCACCCCUUUGUGGGCAUGUAUAUCUUCUUUACGCGCGCCGCACUUAUACUCGAUCUGGAUGUGAUCAAAGAUAUUUGCAUUAGUAAAUUUUCUAAUUUCCAAGAUCGCGGCGUUUUCUCAAAUCCACGCGAUGAUCCACUCACAGGUCAUCUUUUUCGUUUAGAGGGUGAGCAAUGGCGUGAAAUGCGCAACAAACUGACACCCGUGUUCUCGUCGGGCAACAUGAAAUACAUGUUUCCCACAGUGGUGAAAGUGGGUAGUGAGUUGGCGCACGCUUGCCGGGUGGCACUUGCAAAUAGCCCUCAAAAAGCGGAGCUAGAGCUGAAGGAGCUUUGCGCGCGCUACACCACCGAUGUCAUUGGCACUUGUGCCUUUGGCAUUGAAUGCAAUAGUCUGCGCGAUCCACAGGCUGAGUUCAGGCGACGCGGGCAUGCCGUCUUCGCCGAGCCGCGUCACUCACAACUCGUGCAAACAUUCAUGUUGAUGAAUCCAGAUUGGGCGCGUCGUUUACAUUUGAAGUUCUUUCCCGAUCACAUCAUACAAUUCUAUGUGGAUGUUGUGCGUCAGACAGUGGAACUCCGAGAGCGUGACAAAAUCAAACGCAAUGAUUUUAUGGACUUGAUGAUCGGCUUGAAGGCAGAGGAUGAGCGGUUAGCAUUGAAAAGUGAUGGCAUUGACCUCUCGCAGGGCUUGACUCUCAUGCAAAUAGUGGCACAAGCGUUCGUCUUUUUUGUGGCCGGCUUUGAUACCUCUUCGACAACCAUGUCGCUAUGUCUCUAUGAACUCGCAUUGAACCCGGCAAUACAGGAGAAGGUACGAAAUGAGAUCGAACGAGUGCUGAAAUCGCAUGAUAACCAGCUCAGCUACGAAGCAUUAAAUGAAAUGCAGUAUCUGGAUCAAGCGCUGGAUGAAACUCUCCGCAAGUACCCCGUGGUGCCAUAUCUCGUGCGCAAAGCCAAGGAGGACUAUUUGGUUCCCAACACCAACGAAGUUAUCGAGAAAGAUUGUCUAGUGGUAUUACCUCUCCACGCCAUACAUCAUGACCCCGAGCUUUAUCCUGAGCCGGAAAAGUUUGAUCCGGACCGUUUUAAGCCGGAAGUGACGCACGAGCGGCAUGCAGCGGCUUAUAUGCCAUUUGGAAAAGGUCCUCGCGCCUGCAUUGGUUUGCGUUUCGGCAAAAUGCAGGCGAAAAUUGGACUAGUCAAUUUGCUACGUCACUUUAAGUUCACCAAGUCAGCACGCACUCAAGUGCCACUGGAGUUCAACGAACGAAUUUUUCAAAUAUCAGCCGCUAGCGGCAUAUAUUUAAAAGUGGAGGCUUUGCUUGCGAACAGAGAAGGUGUAAUAUAAAAUAUUUCUUUAAUUUACUUAAACCGAUAAUCAUUAAAUUAUUAAAGUAUUGUAAAAUAAGAAUUGAAUAUUUUAUAUUAAAUUUGAAAAUAUGUCUUCA